CACUCGAGAACGCAAAAUCCUGGCCGUCUAGGAAGCUUGGGCCUUUGAGGCUCAAUAACCUUACGAGUGGCUUGCUCGAACCACAAAUUACUCCCAUAGAUAUAAGAAUAUAAAACAAUGAUCUUCGAGUUUGCAAGAAAAGCACUGUCCGUUAAAGUGCAUAUCUCGAAAAUAGGAAAACCCUCGCGAUCUGGAUUCUGAAAAGGAGGUUGAGGAUAUUGAAAUAACAGUUGAAGAAAUCUGGGCUAGGCGCGUAUUUGCGAGACGAAAUUGAGAAACAACUCCUGGGGAUCAUGGCCGGUACGAAGCGCACUCGCUCACCUUCACCUCCAAAUUCUUACCUUUACUCAAAUAAGAAAUCGAAUUCCGUGAUAGAAGCGCGCGUAGAUCCAAUCUAUGGGCAGCGAAGUGCGCUUCCCGCAGAUGAUUAUUCUCUCAGCUUAGACGAGGACGGUAUAGAUGCCUUGAACUAUUUGAGAUCAGUUAGAGCCGAAGCAGAGGACCUCCCACCCAUCUUCUACGCUCCCGCAGAGACUGCGAGCUCCAAUAAUAAUGGCGAGUACGAUCGAUCGAUAUAUGAGAGUGGCGUGGGCGACUUUAGAGGACAUUAUGAGGAUGGUGCUUAUUAUGCAGCAGCCGAAGUUGAAGACGAAAUGGAGGAUGAGGUACACGAUGGCCAAGAUCCUCGAUCGGCGUACUUCAACUCUAUCUUGACGCGAUUCGAAACCCUACGAGACAAACUGCACCAAGUUCCUCCAGCAGACCUAGUAAAAAAUCUAGAUGCAGAUCAUCCCACAUAUCUAAGCGUAUUGAACACCAAGCUUUGUAGGUGGUGGAGAUGGAAGAUGAAGACGGUUGAUCCGCUGCCUGUGCAGAUCGCAAGUAUGGAUAAGGUCACAGUUCUGAGACUACUGAGGCUCCUAUUGACUGGCACGUUGUUGCAAUGUGGCUCUGAUAUCAAUUUGAAGGUCAGUAUGUGGAUCUGGGCAUUGUUAGCGAGGCUUCCGGUAAGAGGGGAGCUGAGUAGUGAUGAGAUAGGAGUUGUAAGGGAAUUAGGAAAAAAAGCCGUGAUGCUUGGUGUUGGAUUGAAGGCGGGUAGUGACUUGAAAGAGGGCUUGGAUGAGGUGGAGAAGGUAUUUGAGGCCGAUAAUGAGGUCGAAACUGUGGAUGAUGAAAAUGCCACUAGCUCCAAAGAUGAGAACACAGAGAGGAUUGACGAUCAGCCGGAAGUGGAGCUCCAAGUAACACAGAACAGCAGUAAUACCUCGCUGAUAUUAGACUCGACGGACAACUCUAUGAUGUCAACGAUAACAGCAAAGCCUAUUACUCCGGAAGAAGAUGCCGCGGAAGCGGCACCAGAAGCCCAUGAACUAGAAGCACUCAAAGCCCGCUUACUCGCUAAUCUCGCUUCAAAUCCGCUUGCUGGUCCCACAGCAAUCGCAGGUCCUCAGCCGCUCGAAGCAGAAGAAUCUACCCCCUCCACAACCAAAUCGGCAGUGCUCACACCAGGACAAGCAUCUGAUUGGAAUACCAGAGCGACAAUUGACAUGAUUCUCACGAUUGCAGGUGAGAUGUACGGACAGAGAGAUCUGCUGGAGUUUAGGGAAGUAUGGGGUGAGUAGGACUCCCUCGAGCUGCCUAAUAACAACAUUUGAUCCGUUUUGGCAGCCAAAGAUUCAUCUAGCAAAAGUGCGUCAAACGCAUUUCAAUGUGUGGUGAAAACAAGUAGAGCUUAAUCUUUGCAUUAUUUUCUAGCUCUAGCCUGAAGUGUUAUGCGUGGCUGUAAGUAUCUUUGUAGUAGGUUUUGCGGCAAGUAAUAUUUCUUUAGAUGCACAUGAGGCGAACCAGCUUGCUUCUCAUGAGCUGAAUAUAACACCAGUUUUUAUUGUCA
Botrytis porri is the source of this 1891-nucleotide messenger RNA. RefSeq lists its product as uncharacterized. NCBI's taxonomy places the organism in Eukaryota, Fungi, Ascomycota, Leotiomycetes, Helotiales, Sclerotiniaceae. Gene Ontology annotation, biological process: spliceosomal snRNP assembly. The record is from RefSeq and is a predicted model, not a curated record. Gene Ontology annotation, cellular component: nucleus; SMN complex. Bases 294 to 1622 code for a protein of 442 amino acids. The transcript has 2 exons.